Messenger RNA from Nanorana parkeri, 1446 nucleotides. RefSeq names its product phosphatidylinositol glycan anchor biosynthesis class K (gene PIGK). NCBI's taxonomy places the organism in Eukaryota, Metazoa, Chordata, Amphibia, Anura, Dicroglossidae. Gene Ontology annotation, cellular component: GPI-anchor transamidase complex. The transcript is spliced from 12 exons. Gene Ontology annotation, molecular function: GPI-anchor transamidase activity. The record is from RefSeq and is a predicted model, not a curated record. The coding region runs from base 25 to 1200 and encodes 391 amino acids. Gene Ontology annotation, biological process: protein localization to cell surface; proteolysis; attachment of GPI anchor to protein.
UCUUCCUCCUGUCAUCGGGGAAAGAUGGCGGCGCUCUGUGAUAGCUACCGGCUGCUGCUUUGUGUUGUGGUGCUGGCGCUGGGGGCGAGAGCGCACUAUACAGAGAGUAAGGCCGAGCAAUUCUUCAGGAGCGGACACACAAACAACUGGGCGGUUUUAGUCUGUACCUCUCGAUUCUGGUUUAAUUAUCGUCAUGUAGCAAAUACACUCUCGGUUUAUAGAAGUGUGAAAAGACUUGGAAUCCCUGACAGUCAUAUCAUCCUGAUGCUUGCUGACGACAUGGCUUGUAACCCGAGGAACCCCAAGCCAGCCACCGUGUUUAGCCACAAAAAUAUGGAACUCAAUGUUUAUGGCGAUAACGUGGAAGUUGACUACAGAGGUUAUGAGGUGACUGUAGAAAAUUUUCUUCGAGUAUUGACUGGCAGAUUGCCGCCAAGCACCCCACGACUGAAACGUCUCCUUUCCGAUGACAGAAGCAAUGUUCUCAUCUACAUGACAGGUCACGGAGGAAACGGCUUCCUAAAAUUCCAAGAUUCAGAAGAGAUCACCAAUGUCGAGCUUGCCGAUGCCUUUGAGCAGAUGUGGCAGAAGAGGAGGUAUAACGAAUUGCUGUUUAUAAUAGAUACCUGCCAAGGAGCAUCCAUGUAUGAGAGGUUCUACUCCCCCAACAUAAUGGCUCUUGCAAGCAGCCAGGUCGGAGAGGAUUCCCUGUCUCACCAACCAGAUAUGGCGAUUGGAGUCCAUCUGAUGGACAGAUACACCUUCUACGUCUUGGAGUUCCUGGAAGAAAUUCACCCAGCUAGCCAGAACAACAUGAAUGACCUGUUUCAGGUGUGUCCAAAGAGCCUGUGUGUGUCCACCCCAGGCCAUCGCACUGACCUCUUUCAGAGGGACCCGCAGUCUGUUCUCAUCACCGACUUCUUUGGCAGCGUCCGGAAAGUAGAAAUCACAGAGGAUGGCGUGAUACUGAAAACUCAUCCAGAGACGACUGAGAAAAGCUGGAAAGAGUAUUCACCUGAUGUUUCUGUGAUGGACAUAAGGACGUACGCCAACCAGCUUCCUGUAUCUGAAAUAAUACACCAGAAACCUAAGGCAAGGGAAUGGCACCCUCCGGGAGGAUUUAUCCUUGGACUCUGGGCUUUGAUCCUUCUCAUUUUCUUCAAGACAUAUGGCAUUAAGCAUAUGAAGCAUAUUUUCUAAGCCCUUCGGCGCCAUUACAAGUACUACUGAAGCUCAGGAAUAUUCCGCGCUGGUGUCGCUGCAAACCGUGCUGUAUAUUUGCUGCUAAUUUGUUCACUAACUAAGUAUUUAUAGACUGGGACUGGCCGAAAAUCAACACAAUUUACUACAGUGAAAGCUGGUUUAUGCCAUACAGAGGAGGCAUUUUUUCUCUUGUUCAACAACAAGCAAAUAGUAACGAAGUACUGCCAAAGGCUUAGCAGAAUU